This is a messenger RNA of Mytilinidion resinicola, 327 nucleotides long. RefSeq lists its product as uncharacterized. Bases 1 to 327 code for a protein of 108 amino acids. The record is from RefSeq and is a predicted model, not a curated record. The transcript has a single exon. NCBI's taxonomy places the organism in Eukaryota, Fungi, Ascomycota, Dothideomycetes, Mytilinidiales, Mytilinidiaceae.
AUGGCUCAACAGUCGCCCGACUACAAAAUGCUGUUUUUUGAAGAGCAGCGUAGACGCGAAGAGGAGCAACGUAGACGGGAGGUCGCGGAACGUGCUCAGGAGGAAGAACAGUGCAGACGCGAAGAAGAACAACGCAGACGUGAGAAUGCAGAGCAGGCGCAGGAAAAGGCUGAAGAAAAAACCCGCAAGACGUCUCUCCCUGAAUUCCUCGAUGCGUGUCACAAUCACCUUUACUCGGGUCUCAACCGUCCAGACCAAUGCGACGUUGUCGACGCGAGGCGACCCUGCGAAUGCGAACAACAAGCUUCUGUCACAAACCUAUGCUAA